AUGAAAAUCGGGAUAUUCGGUUUUUAUCUACUGGUCGGUGUUUUAAGGAUAUCCCUGGCUCAGGAAUACAAUGAUUAUUCAUCAUUUAUAAGUGCCAAUGCUUCGUUGGCAGUCGUGGUCGAUCAGGAUUAUAUGCAACAACACAAUUUGAAUAUUCUAUCACAUUUUCAAAAAAUUCUAAGUGAUACAAUUCGGGAAAAUCUCAAAACGGGUGGCAUCAAUGUGAAAUAUUUUUCAUGGAGCGGAAUACGUUUGAAAAAGGAUUUCCUAGCCGCCAUGACCGUUAUGGAUUGUGAGAACACAAUGAAAUUUUUUAAAGCCACGAGGGCAAAUUCUAUUCUCCUUAUUGCUAUAACUGAUGCUGAUUGUCCUCGUUUGCCACUCGACCAGGCUCUAAUGAUACCCUUGGUGGAACGUGGUGAAGAAUUUCCCCAAAUGAUCUUGGAUGCCAAGGUGCAAAAUAUUCUACCAUGGAAAACCGCCGUCGUAAUAAUGGAUGAAAAUUUGGCCAAUGAAAAUACAAAAUUAGUGGAAUCGGUGGUACAUGAGAGUACAAAAAAUAAUAUUGUACCAAUUUCCUUGUAUCUGUAUAGCAUCAAUGACCGCUUGCGUACGCAACGAAAACGUCAAGCGAUACGCGACACCUUGCUGCCAUUUCAACGCCAUCCCCGAGAAUCAAAUCAAUUUAUUGUAUUCUCGAAGUUCUAUGAAGAUAUUAUUGAAAUGGCCGAUAAUAUGGAUAUGUUUCAUGUCAAUAAUCAAUGGAUGUUUUUUGUACUGGAAGAAAAUACCCAGCAGUUUGAUGCAAUGGCUGUGACACAGAAUUUGGGCGAGGGUGCCAAUAUCGCAUUUGUUUUAAAUGAAACAUCGCCUAGUUGUGAGGCCUCCUUGAAUUGUACCCUGCAAGAAAUCUCCAUGGCCUUUGUCUUGUCCAUUUCGAAGCUAAUUGCUGUAGAACAAUCAAUCUAUGGUGAAAUAUCUGAUGAAGAAUGGGAGGCUUUACGUUAUACCAAGAAAGAGAAACAGGAUGAUAUUCUGCAGACAAUGAAAGAAUAUUUAAGAAAUCAUAGCCGCUGUUCAACAUGUUCGAAAUGGCGUAUCAUUACAGCCUUGUCUUGGGGUAAAUCUCAAGAACACCAUAAACCACGGCGGGGCCUUAUGGAAAAUCGCAAUAAAUACUUCGAGUUCGUAAAUAUUGGUUAUUGGACAUCGGUAUUGGGUUUCGUUACACAUGAAUUGGUAUUUCCUCACAUCACACAUUAUUUCCGUAAUAUAACACUGGAUAUAAUAACAAUGCAUCGACCACCAUGGCAAAUUUUGAAAAAAGAUCAACACGGUGAUAUUAUCAAACAUUCGGGAAUUGUUAUGGAAAUUCUCAAGGAAUUAUCACGAAUGCUUAAUUUCACUUAUGUACUACACGAUGCACCAGCUAUAGACCCCAGCGAUGAUUUGCUCAAUCAAAAUGACACGGAUCAACUAUUGGGUUCAUUGACCUAUAUAAUACCAUAUCAAGUGGCAGAAAUGUUACAGGCAAAUAAGUAUUUCAUGGCAGCCGUGGCAGCAACCGUUGAUGAUCCCGACAAGAAACCCUUUAAUUACACCAUACCGAUUAGUAUACAAAAAUAUUCAUUUAUCUCCAGGAGACCCGAUGAAGUUAGUCGUAUCUACUUAUUUACAGCACCAUUUACCCUGGAGACCUGGGCAUCACUGGUUGGAGUAAUUGUAAUAACAUCACCCGUUCUCUUCAUCAUAAAUCGUUUUGUACCCGUUGAACAUUUGAAAGUUAAAGGAUUUUCAACAAUUAAAAAUUGUUUUUGGUAUAUUUAUGGUGCCAUACUGCAGCAGGGUGGCAUGUAUUUACCACAAGCGGAUAGUGGACGUUUGGUAAUCGGAUUUUGGUGGAUUGUCGUAACAGUUAUUGUCACCACCUAUUGUGGUAAUUUGGUGGCAUUCUUAACAUUUCCGAGAUUCCAACCCGGCUUGGAUUACUUCUUUCAACUGUAUAAGCAUAAUGAAUAUGAACAGUUUGGCCUGCGGAAUGGUACAUAUUUUGAAAAAUAUGCAGCGCAAACCUCAACCCGUAAAGAAUUCACCAAAUAUUUGGAUAAGGCAAUUAUCUACAAUAAUUUACGCGAGGAAAAUAUUGAAGCUGUUAAACGGGGGGAACGUGUCAAUAUAGAUUGGCGCAUCAAUCUACAGUUGAUAAUACAAAAACAUUUCGAGAAGGAAAAAGAAUGUAAAUUUACACUGGGUAAAGAAAAUUUCCUCGAUGAGCAAAUUGCCAUGCUGAUGCCCAGCAAUAGUCCUUAUUUGAUUUUAUUGAAUGAACAAAUAACGCGAUUAAGUCAAAUGGGUUUCAUCGAACGAUGGCAUCAGACAAAUCUACCAUCGAUGGACAAGUGUAAUGGCCGCGGCGUUAUGCGUCAAAUAACAAAUCAUAAAGUCAAUUUGGAUGAUAUGCAAGGAUGCUUUUUGGUGUUGCUAUUAGGUUCCCUUGUUGCCCUCUUGAUUAUACUACUGGAGUACCUAUAUAAACGUUGGCAAGAAAAAUAUGACGAUGCAUCAAAACGAACCAUAUUCUCUAAUUAA
This is a messenger RNA of Musca vetustissima, 2589 nucleotides long. It is a transcript of the gene Ir93a, whose product is annotated as ionotropic receptor 93a. Gene Ontology annotation, molecular function: ligand-gated monoatomic ion channel activity. Lineage: Eukaryota; Metazoa; Arthropoda; Insecta; Diptera; Muscidae. The transcript is spliced from 13 exons. The coding region runs from base 1 to 2589 and encodes 862 amino acids. The record is from RefSeq and is a predicted model, not a curated record. Gene Ontology annotation, cellular component: membrane.